Molecule: messenger RNA, 99 nt
Organism: Tetrahymena thermophila SB210
Lineage: Eukaryota; Ciliophora; Oligohymenophorea; Hymenostomatida; Tetrahymenidae
Product: transmembrane protein, putative
Exons: 3
Source: RefSeq, a predicted model, not a curated record
AUGAUAAUUAUGUUUACAUUUUUGCAAAGCAAAGGUAAUGAAUAAUCUUACAUAUUUAUCAUUCCAAUUAUAUUUUCAAGACUUACUUAAUGCAAUUGA